UGGUCGUCCCAGUUUGUGCCAGGCUGGGGUGAAAUAACAAAUAUAAGUGUAGAAUGUGCUGAGGAGCGUCUUCCACUGAUGAGUAAAAAUGAACAGGAAAACUGCUGUGCGUCUGUUCAGUCUGGCUGCUCUUUGGGCCAGCGCCCAUGGAGUGUGUCGCACAGGCUGGAGGGAGUAUGAGAGUAAAUGUUACUUCUUUUCCACUGAAACAAAGUCAUGGGCAGAGGCUAAUAAUAUCUGUCAGCGGCAGCACUCUCACCUCAUGAGCAUUCUGGACAUCCAUGAGAGGCUUUGGGUAAGGACACAGGUGGGCACUGAGAUUUACUGGAUCGGCCUCACGGAUCAGAUCACAGAAGGAGUUUGGGAGUGGACCGACGGCAGCACUUUUCUUCCAUAUCUCGCAUACUGGAGGCAGGGCCAACCUGACAACUGGAACGACAACGAGGACUGUGGCCAAGUUGUGGGAGAGAGUAACGGACAAUGGAAUGAUGAGAACUGCGACGCAAAGAGGAGAUAUAUCUGUAAAUAUAUUGAAGAAAACCCUGUUCCCCGGUGUGAUCAGGCCAGUGGCUGGUUCUCAUAUGGCUCUAACUGCUACAAACUAAAAGCCGACACAAGAAAGAGCUGGGCAGAGGCGAGACAUGAUUGUUUGGAGGAUGGAUCUGAUCUGGUGUCCAUCAUGUCUGUGGAGGAAGAGCAGUAUGUAGUGGGCAGACUGGACCCCUCCUACACUGAUCUCUGGAUAGGACUGUCCACUCUGAAGUGCAACAAGAUCUCAUGUCAAGUUGAAGCAGGAAACACACAGUUUGCCUGGUCAGAUGCUCAAGCUUUGUCGUUUCAAAACUGGGGUGAGAAUGAACCUUCUCCAGAUCCUCAAGUAGGUUCAUGUGCGGCCAUCAUCAAAGAUCCAUCAGAGGAGUACGGCAAAUGGAGGUCACACGUGUGUCGCUAUGAGCGUCCCUACAUGUGCAAACGACCGCUGAACACCCUCUGUCCUCCUGGGUGGCUGAGUUUCAAUGGCAGCUGUUACUGGUUGGUCAGUAACAUCAACCUUCUGACAACCUGGCAUGAAGCGUUCAGAGCGUGCACGGACGUGGGGGCCCACCUGCUCAUAAUAAACAGCCAAGAGGAGCAGUACUUUAUCAAUGGAAAACUCCCAGACUUUCACCACGUUGACAUCCCAGACAUUUGGAUUGGUUUAUCAGAUAUGUACCAAGACGGAGAUUUUAAAUGGGUGGAUAAAAAUACUUUUGCCUUCUCAAACUUUGCUCCUGGUUUCCCUAAAAACACUGAACACUUUUGGGACUGUGGCCAAAUAUACACAGGGAAUUAUAAUGGCAAAUGGGAAACAACCAACUGCUUCAAGAGUCUGGGCUACAUCUGUGAACUGACGGGAGGACAGAACCCCAAACCACCGCCGCCUCCAGAUUCACACUGUGACGCUGGGUAUCUUUUGUACGAGGACUUCUGUUAUCAGUUUGAGACGGACCAAGUGAUGAACUGGCACGAGGCCGAGAAUCACUGCACCAAGGAGCAGGCGCAUCUGGUCAGCAUCCGUGGAGAGGAGGAGCUAGGUUUUAUAACAGCUCAUAUGCCAGCGGAAGCCUGGACUGGCCUCAAUGACAUCAAUAUUGAAAAUCAGUUCGUUUACACUGAUGGAACUCCAGCUGAUUUUCUUCCGUGGGCCCCGGAUCAACCAGACAAUUGGCAGAAUAACGAGGACUGUGUGCACAUUAGAGGAAUGAACCACCACGAGCCCGGGAAACUCAACGAUGAUUUCUGCACAGCCACUAAAAACUUCAUCUGCAAAAAAGCUAAGGGACAAGGACCUCCUCCGCAGCCUCCAACGUCUGGACCAGGAUGGAAUGAGAAGUGUGGCUCCUGGACGGCCGACCCUUUUAAUGACUUCUGUUACUUGUUUAACUUCUUUUCUCUGCGGACGUGGGCAGAAGCUCGAGCCGAUUGUUUAAACCAGGGAGCGGAUCUCGUCAGUAUCACAGAUCCUGCAGAACAGAGCCUGAUACAAGGUAUUAUCCAGCGAAGUCCAACUGGGAUUUCCCUGUGGAUGGGAGGUCAUGACUCUAUCACUGAAGGAGGCUGGGAGUGGACUGAUGGCUCACCUUUCAGAUACAUCCGCUGGAAUACAGGCAACCCCGAUGACUAUUACGGAGAGGACUGCCUGUCUAUUCUUAUAAACAAUGGCUACUGGAAUGACGACAACUGUGAAUACAAAAGAGGAUACAUAUGCAAGAAGAGAGGAAGAACACCUGAGCCUCCUCCACCCCACGAAGGUUUUAUGACAGCUCUGGUUUGCCAAGAUUCCUCUGCUGUUCUCCACUGCCCUCUCGAGAGCGUGAUUAACAUCCAGUCAGCUUUUUACGGACGAAGGAACAGUGAGACUUGUCCUCACAUGGGUUCUUCUGACGGUACUUGCACCGUGGAGGGAGUGCUGCCUCACUACAGGAAGCUUUGCGACAACCACGGCUUCUGCUUUGCAUAUGCCCAUGUGGAUCCGGACCCUUGCCCCACAGUUUCCAAAUACCUGGAGAUCACGUACAGCUGUGAACAGAAAGUGUGUCUACAUGGCCUCGGUGUUGAAGAUGGCAACGUCUCAAACGCGCAGCUCUCAGCAUCCUCCUCCGUGGGCUUUAACACUCCAGAUAAAGCUCGUUUGAAUGGAAACUCAUGUUGGAUGCCUUCAGGAAACCCAUCAUCAAAUUGGAUUCAAGUUAAUCUGGGACAGGCAAAAAAAGUAACAGGGAUUGUAAUUCAGGGUUGCCCCCAAAAAGAUCACUGGGUCACUAAGUUUAAAAUCCAGCACAGUAUGGAUGGAGUGACCUGGAAAAACUACAUUGAAGAUGGAGAGUUCUUCCCAGGCUCUACAGACAGAAACACACCUGACACUCAGCUUCUGGGGUCUCCAGUGUCAGCACAAUACAUCCGCAUCUGGCCCCUGGAAUACAGCGGGCAAGCAGGCCUUCGCUUCGACGUCUUAGGAUGCACACCUGAUUAUGCGAUCACCUGUGCCAACAAGCCCAACUUUAAUUUUGCCAAUGAUAGAAUAAAUGUUCACUGUCCUGCUGCCUGUGCAAGGUCAGACUACCUGGUUUAUGGUACUACAGUGUAUCGUGGUGACUCAAACAUCUGUGCAGCAGCCAUUCAUGCUGGAGUGAUUGUUGACGACAUUGGGGGGGAUUGCACUUUACUGAAAGCUCCAGGACAAAGUUUUUAUCCAGGUUCAACUAAGCAUGGCAUUACCUCUCGGCAAUAUAAUGGCAACUAUGCAGUCUCUUACACAUUUGCUGACGGAGAGCUGAGGUGUCCGGGAACGGAUUGGUACGAAUUUGGAGAUUUUUGCUACAAACCGUAUGUAGACAAAAAAACCUGGCAUGCAGCCCAGGACAGCUGCAGGAAAGCAGGGGCUGAACUUGUAUCCAUCCUCUCAAUGAAGGAGCAGAGCUGGUUGGAAAGUUACCUCUAUCUGGAGACCAGUGAUGUGUGGACGGGGCUGAAUGACCUCAUGUACACUGGUUACUUCAUGUGGUCUGACAGACAUUUAGUCUCCUUUACCUACUGGGCUCCAGGGGAACCAAAUAACCAUGAUGGAUUUACUGAAGACUGUGUUGAAAUGUUACACACUACUGGUCGAUGGAAUGAUGUUUCUUGCACAGAGCUUAACACUUACAUUUGCAAAAUGCCCAAAGCACAUUAUCCUCUGCCGUCGGCUCAGCCCACAGUAUAUGGAUGUCCUCAGGGCUGGAAUGCAUAUGGUUACUCCUGCUACUGGAUGGAGGAAACACCUAGAACCUGGGAACAUGCUAAAGCGUUUUGUAAAGAUCAGGGCAGCUUCUUGGUUCAUAUUGGAGACAUUUACGAGCAGUCCCACUUCACAGUACUGCUCUCAGGUAGGACUGACUUCUGGUGGAUUGGUCUUCGAGCUCGAGGUGGAGCAACAGGUGGAGUCGAUUACCUUUGGGACAAUGGAGCACCCCUCACCUUUACCCACUGGGACAGAAACCAACCAGACAGUGGAGAUGGCACCUGUGUGGCCAUGACUUCAGGUCAGAUCGGUGGCUUUUGGGAUGAUAAACAGUGCUCAGAAACAUUCCCUUUUAUUUGUGAGAAAGCACGACCUGAUAUCACUCCACCCACUAAGGCCCCAACACCCCCACCUUCACAGGGCUGUGCAGACGGAUGGACUGCUCUGGCCCACUUUAGGAACUGUUAUAAGUUGUUCCAUAAAGUUGAAUGGUCCCAAAAGAAGAGCUGGCAGGCAGCGUCUGAAGACUGUAUUUCAAGAGGAGCAAAUCUGGUCAGUAUCCACAACCAGGAAGAGGAGGAGUUUUUAUCAGAGUACAGCAAAGCCACCAGCAAGUGGAUAGGUCUGAAGAACAACCCUGUAGAAGGAGGCUACUCCUGGAGUGAUGGCUCUCCUCUGUCCCACACUAACUGGGGUCAUGGGGAGCCUAAUAACCACGAGGGCCGGGAGGACUGUGUUGAGAUGGUGAGCAGCACCAACGGGACCUUUUCCUGGUGGAAUGACCUGAACUGUGACGCUCAUCAGGACUGGAUCUGUAUGAUUGCAAAAGGAAAGACGCCCGUUUUACCCCCAGUACCUCCUCCUCCAGUACCAGCCCCUGAUUGUGGCACUAACCCUGGAUGGAGGAAGAACAACAACAUCUGUUACUACUACAAUGACACUGAUGUUGUGGACUUCCACACUGCGAUGCUCCGCUGCUACGCUGAGAAAGCAGCUUUGGUUUCAAUUCUUAACAAAGAUGAACAGGCUUAUGUCAACACUAUGGUGGGUACGGGAAACGUUGCCGCGGCCUGGAUCGGAAUGAGAAUGUUUGGUAUUGCAAAUGGACAGUAUAAGUGGGUGGAUCUUUCCCCAGUGACUUAUACCCACUGGUCCCCUGGAGAACCAAACAAUGCAAAUGGGGAAGAACAGUGUGUUCAGAUGAACAGGCACCAGGGUGGGUGGAAUGAUGCCAACUGUGGUCGAAUGGGAGGAUAUGUCUGUAAAAAGUUCCCUGGAGACCAUCACACCCCUCCCCCACCAACACAGCCCUGGGAAGGCAACUGUCCAGCAGGUUGGCUACGCUUCAACAACAAGUGCUUUUUGUUUAAAGGCAAAAAGGACGACAUUAAAGCCAAUUGGUCCUACGCACGAAGUUGGUGCAAAGAGCAAGGAGCAGAGCUGGCCGUGAUUGACAGCCAGUAUGAGAAUGACUUUGUCUCAAGUUACCUGAGGGAUUUGCAACGUCCCACAUGGAUUGGCCUGUCUGAUCUUCUGGUAGAAAACCAGUAUGCCUGGAGUGAUGGGGUCAGCCCUGUCCUGUACACAAACUGGAAUGAUAAAGAGCCCAACAACGCGGGAGGAGCGGAGCACUGUGUGUCAAUGAUUCACAACCACUUAGUUAGUGGAAAGUGGAAUGAUGAUGGCUGUCACAAGGAACAGAGUUUUGUCUGUUCCAGAAAGAAAUCAAGCAGCAUCAACCCUCCACCCCCCACACACAGCCCAUGUCCAUCUGGGUACAUCUCUUGGUACUUAAAUUGCUACAAAUUGGUAGAAGAAGCAGCCACCUGGGACGCAGCUCAGACAGCAUGUGCCAAGGCAGGAGGCAACCUGGCCAGCAUUGACAUGAGCUACGACCAGGCCUUUGUGGCUGGAGUUGUGCUCCAGGGAAAAGCUGAUGCCUGGAUUGGACUGAAACGCAAGGGAGACGGCUCGUACAUGUGGACAGACGGAUGGCCGGUUUUCUUCACACAGUGGGGACCAGGUGAACCCAGUAACUUAGAGGGCGAGGGCUGUGUGAGCAUGCACGCUUCAUAUUUCUUUCAUGGAACGUGGAAUGACACCAAGUGCAGUGAUCCCAAGCCUUACAUCUGCAAGAUUUCUAAAGAGAGCCCCCCUCCCACUCCUGCUCCUGGAAGUGGAAAGUGCUUGCAUGGAUUUGAGCCUUAUGGACGUUACUGUUACUUUGUUUACAACGGUCCAAAGGGUUACUCCUGGCCAGACUCGAGACACUACUGUCAGGCAAUUAAGGGCGACUUGGUAUCGCUCCACAGCCGAGCAGAUGUUGAGUUUGUGAGGAACCUGAACUACACCAAAGAGCACAACAUCUGGAUUGGACUCACAAGGGACCAAAACUUUGGUUGGGCCUGGACUGAUAAGACUUCUGUGGGAUUCUUCAACUGGGCUCAGAACGAACCCAAUGAUGCGUUUCACCCCGGGGAGGUGGCAGAGGAGAACUGUGUGGAGAUGUAUCCCGACGGCCACUGGAACGACAACAAGUGCCUCCUACAGAAAGGAUUUGCCUGCCGCCACCGCCAAUUCUUUAUAACAGAUGAUGAUGGACAUCCUAUUUUUCCCACUGAUGUCCCAGGUGGCAACGACGGUGCGAUAAUCGCUGGUGCAGUCAUUGGAGCAAUGAUAUUUGUCUGCCUGAUUGGAGGAUUUCUGUAUUUUGCACUUCAUGUUCGUGGAUAUAGAUUAAGCAAUUUACGCCUGCCAACAAAAACAGCCACACAUACUGAAAAGGUGGAUGUGCCUGCAUUUGCCAAUCCCAACUUUGCAGAUGAGUCGGAUACUUAGAUCUACACUUUGACAUAUAUUUUAUGAUAAAUGUGGGUUAUGUUUUAAAAAUCUUUUGUAUAUUGUUUUGUAAAGUUUAAAAUAUGUGCAAUACAAAUGUACAAAAUGCACAAAAACAAAUGUGAUUCUUAAGAAUAAAAAAAUGAUCAUUUA
Molecule: messenger RNA, 6751 nt
Organism: Periophthalmus magnuspinnatus
Lineage: Eukaryota; Metazoa; Chordata; Actinopteri; Gobiiformes; Gobiidae
Product: macrophage mannose receptor 1
Exons: 50
Coding region: 89-6598 (2169 amino acids)
Molecular function (GO): signaling receptor activity; carbohydrate binding
Source: RefSeq, a predicted model, not a curated record